CUGGAAUUUGACACUCCGUAAGAUGGCCGAAACCUAAUCCAUUCAGAAAUUUUCUUUGUUUUCAUUUCAGUUUUAAGUGCCUUAAUGCGUUUAGUUUGAUGAAAUUGUUGUAUUUUCAAAGUUUCCCCAUAAAAUCCUAUUGGAAGAGACGAGUGCAGAAGGUGUUCCAGUGAGUUCCAUCAGAGUGCAUAAAAAAAGUGUCAAUGCAGUGUUGUUAAAUUCCAAAUAGAAUGAGAUGGAUUGACGUUUUUUAAAAGUGUCAAUUCUCGUGGAAUUUUGGACAUUUUAUGUAUUAGAAAUCGUUUACUAAAAAUACGAGUUGUUUGAGUGGAUUGUUAUACAAUGCCAAAGAAUGUGAAUGGAAUGCCAUUAGAGUGAGAUAGUAAUUUGGCACAUAGUUCAGACAUUGAUUCAGGACCCUGGAUUAAAAGAUUGUGAUAGGCCUGUUUUUCUGGAUUGGGACAGUCUUAACUGGAAAUAUGUGUGUUCUGGAUGGAGGCUGGUGUGGAAAGUUAAGCACCAUGUAAAGUGAGAUCAUGGGCCAGCAUCCCGGCCAAAUCAUCAUGAGUAACAGUGCACCAGCCCGGUCGCCGGGCUACCACCAAAAGGCCAUGGAGGUGAUCCACAAUUCACUCCUGCCAUUUGCAAAGAGUGGUGGUGAGGUCUCCAGUGCGGCCAGUACUAUAUCUAAUUUAUCUGUAACUAGUGGAGUCAGUUCAUUGAAUAGUUCAUUGUCUGGUUCAAAUGGUGCAGAUAAAGAAUUAAUCCUGUUAAAACAAACACUUACUCAAUUACUUAACAUGGGUUACCCAGAGGAAUCUUCAUUUAGGGCUUUGAAAUUCAGUGGUGGUAGAUUGGAUGGAGCAAUUGAUUAUCUCUCGAAGCAGCAGAAUGAUGUUGGGAAUAAGAUUAAACUAAAUAGGAAACCUAGUAUAGAAAGAGAGAUCUUGCAUAGGGGCUCACCAGCAUUGGACAGUGGCGCUGGAAGUUCUCGAUCUGAUAGCCCUAGAUUAAUUGAUCCUAGCCGCCAGUACUCUCCUAGCAGUUUCAGUGAACCACCCCCACCUCCGCCGCCACGAAAUACGCCACCGCCGCCCCCACCUCAUGCACCUUAUCAAUCAGUCUCAAAUGUACAGCAAAUGCUAAAGAGGAUGUCUCCUGCUCCUGUUGUGCCUGCCAGACCGCCUCCUGCUAUCCCAGGUUACAAUUCAUCAGCGUCAUCUCAAAGAGGCACUAGUCCGGUAUCAAAUGUCUCAAGUUCUUCAGGAAGACAACCAAUGGUUGUUCAAAAUGGUCCUCAAGUACAACAACAACUAUCACAGCAAAUACAAGCUUUGUAUCAAAACUCUAACUCAAAUUCUGCUGAACCCCCGCCUCCCUAUCCUCUAAUACCCUCGCAACCGUCGGCUCCACCUCCACCACCUUCAUACACAACUGCUAUACAAAAUCGCCAAAGCCCUACGCAAGAUUUCCGGAAAAGUCCAUCGUCGGGAAUCUAUUCUGGUUCGACUUCUGCGGGCUCGCCAAGUCCUAUACCUGCAUCCACUGCGACUCCUACCCCUAUUAGCAGACCUACUGCAAUGCAAGCUUGGAGCUCCCGUCAAGCCAAAACUCAGCCGCCAAUAAUUAUGCAAUCUGUGAAAAGUACGCAAGUACAGAAACCCGUUCUGCAGACGGCUAUUGCCCCGACGUCUCCUCAAAUACCUUCAUCACCAACUAGUACUACCCCGCCUGCCACCCAACCACCACCUCCAUCAUACAACGCAUCCAUUCAACAGAAGCAGUAUGCGAAGCCUGCAGCACCACUACCCACUCAAUCACCAACUGCUACAUCAAAUAACGUAACUGUCCCGACAACAGAACCGCCCAGCUACGCCAGUACCAUGCAAGCUAAGGCUAAAGCCGUGCAUAGAGGUAUUGGACAUUCGCCACUACCACCACCCCCAUAUUCAGAUGAUUCUCAUUGUGCUCAAGUGGCGACCGUCGAAAGCACCAUCUCACCGAGAGCCUCUCCACAUGUACAUCCUCCACUGCAACGGAAAUAUUCUCCAAUUAUUGAUCGUUCAGACAGUCCACAAUCGACGGCUUCUUCUGACGGUCGGCCUCCCUGUCCGGCAUAUCCAGACUCCAUGGCACCACCACUACCACCAACCGCUUCUUCAUCAGUUAGUUCGAAGAGUAAUUUGAUGAAUGGCAUGAACAAUAACGGAGAUCAUCAUCGAGAUAUCCCGCCGCAGUUGCCUCCUCACAAAAUUAAGCACCAGUCGCCAAUUCCCGAACGCAAAAAGAUCAGCAAGGAGAAAGAGGAGGAACGGCGCGAUGGCAAAGUGAAGAACUACUCGCCGCAGGCCUUUAAAUUCUUCAUGGAGCAGCAUGUCGAGAAUGUGAUUAAAUCUUAUAAGCAGCGUGUCUUCCGCAGGAUGCAAUUGGAGAACGAGAUGACCAAGAUUGGUCUGAGUCCUGAGGCGCAGAUGCAGAUGCGAAAGAUGCUUUCGCAAAAAGAGUCGAAUUACAUUCGGCUGAAGCGCGCCAAGAUGGACAAGAGUAUGUUCGUUAAGAUAAAGCCAAUCGGAGUGGGCGCUUUCGGCGAGGUGACACUGGUCAGGAAAAUCGAUACAAACCAUUUGUAUGCAAUGAAAACGCUGAGGAAGGCCGAUGUCCUGAAACGCAAUCAAGUGGCUCACGUUAAAGCUGAACGCGACAUUCUUGCGGAGGCAGACAACGAGUGGGUCGUUAAGUUGUACUAUUCCUUCCAGGAUAGUGAUAUCUUAUAUUUUGUUAUGGAUUACAUACCUGGAGGUGAUUUAAUGGCAUUACUGAUUAAAUUAGGAAUUUUCAAGGAAUCUUUAGCAAGGUUUUAUAUUGCUGAAUUGACUUGCGCAGUUGAAAGUGUUCACAAAAUGGGUUUUAUUCAUAGAGACAUAAAGCCAGAUAACAUUUUGAUCGAUAAAGAUGGCCAUAUCAAGUUGACGGAUUUCGGCUUAUGCACAGGUUUUCGGUGGACGCACAAUUCAAAAUACUAUCAACCCAAUGGCGAACAUGCCAGGCAGGAUAGUAUGGAACCUGUUGAUGAUUGGAACGAAGAAUGUCGUUGUAAGCCGCUGGAAAGAAGACGCUUAAUGGAGCACCAGCGAUGCUUAGCUCAUUCUUUAGUCGGAACACCCAAUUACAUAGCACCUGAAGUUCUCUUGAGAACCGGGUAUACUCAGCUAUGCGAUUGGUGGAGCGUGGGAGUCAUUUUAUAUGAAAUGCUAGUUGGAAGUCCCCCGUUUUUGGCAAACACACCUGCAGAAACGCAGUACAAGGUGAUUAAUUGGGAAACUAAAUUGAAUGUACCGAAAGAGCCGAAUCUAUCGAAAGAAAGUCAAGAUUUGAUAUUAAAACUGUGCUGUAGUGCUGAUAAGCGGAUAGGUAAAAAUGCUAGUGAAGUGAAAUCGCACGCUUUCUUUAAAGACAUAGACUUCGAUAAGGGGCUGCGAAAGCAGAAGGCACCCCACAUCCCGAAAAUCGAAUACGCAACGGACACGUCCAACUUCGAUCCGAUAGAUCCAGACAAGUUGCGCAAUUCGAAUUCGAUGGAUUCCACGAAUUCGGAUGACCUGCAGAUGACCUCCGAGCCGUUCCACGGAUUCUUCGAGUUCACCUUCCGCCGGUUCUUCGACGACGGAGGUGCGGUUCCCUUCAAUCGAUCCAUAAAUCUGGACGACAAUGACAACCAGGGUCCCGUCUACGUAUGAAACUACAGUUUCCCCGACAAAAGUGAUAAACUACAAUUUUAAGAUGUAACCCGUGGCCUUUAUCUUGCCUUAAUUAAAUAAUUUCAGCAGAAGGUAAGAAUAGAAUAUUUAUUUAUAUGAAUCGAGGGGUACAUGAGAAUGUUUUUUUUUUCAAAAAAAAAAAAAGAAAAUCCGGUGAAGUAGUAAUUUUAGAAAUAUGAGCUUCAUGCAAUUGGCUGGCCCUAAAAAUAAUAGCAAUCUUUGGGAGGAAACUAAUUACCAAAAUUUAUAUAUAUAAUAUACAGGGUAGUUAAAGAGAAAUAUAUUUUUAUAUAUAUUUAUUUAGAGAGAGAAAAAAAGGAAACUAAUGUGAUAAAUUUAUAAACGAGACGAAUUUGGUGAUUCAAUUUGAAAGUAUACGAAUGAAUGAAGUUGAUGUUUCCUCCCGCUCACUACAUACAAAUAUAUGUACCCUUUGAAGUUGCUAAGUUCACUAAAGUAUUUAGUUUUGACUCCAAAUAAAUUAUCCCGUAAUAACAGACACAAACACGAUGACCAUUUUGAUUAGAAAUCUUUAAAUUCUCUUGAUCUUUGCAAUCAUUUUUUGGUAUAUAAUAUAAUGCAUUCGAAUAUAUCUAUAUAUUUAUGUGACAUGCGAAAGGAUUUAACAAGACCGACAAUUAUCACAAUAAUCGACAAUAAAUAAUACACC
Messenger RNA from Nicrophorus vespilloides, 4428 nucleotides. It is a transcript of the gene wts, whose product is annotated as serine/threonine-protein kinase Warts. The transcript is spliced from 5 exons. Gene Ontology annotation, molecular function: ATP binding; protein binding; protein serine/threonine kinase activity. The coding region runs from base 537 to 3737 and encodes 1066 amino acids. The record is from RefSeq and is a predicted model, not a curated record. Gene Ontology annotation, biological process: peptidyl-serine phosphorylation; G1/S transition of mitotic cell cycle; regulation of organ growth. NCBI's taxonomy places the organism in Eukaryota, Metazoa, Arthropoda, Insecta, Coleoptera, Silphidae.